Molecule: messenger RNA, 1113 nt
Organism: Osmerus eperlanus (European smelt)
Lineage: Eukaryota; Metazoa; Chordata; Actinopteri; Osmeriformes; Osmeridae
Product: potassium voltage-gated channel subfamily D member 2-like
Exons: 1
Coding region: 1-1113 (370 amino acids)
Biological process (GO): potassium ion transmembrane transport; protein homooligomerization
Cellular component (GO): postsynaptic membrane; voltage-gated potassium channel complex; dendritic spine
Molecular function (GO): protein binding; A-type (transient outward) potassium channel activity
Source: RefSeq, a predicted model, not a curated record
AUGGCAGCGGGUGUGGCGGCGUGGUUGCCCUUCGCCCGCGCGGCCGCUAUAGGAUGGAUGCCGGUGGCGAGCUCGCCCAUGCCCAUGCCCCCCAAGGACAGACAGCGGGCCAAAGACGGCCUCAUCAUCCUCAACGUCAGCGGCACCAAGUUCCAAACGUGGCGGAACACGCUGGAACGCUACCCGGACACCCUGCUGGGGAGCACCGAGCGCGACUUCUUCUUCCACGAGGAGACCAGCGAGUACUUCUUCGACCGCGACCCGGAUAUCUUCCGCCACAUCCUGAACUUCUACCGCACCGGCAAGCUCCACUACCCGCGCCAGGAGUGCAUCUCGGCCUACGACGAAGAGCUGGCCUUCUUCGGGAUCAUCCCGGAGAUCAUCGGCGACUGUUGCUACGAAGAGUACAAGGACCGCCGGCGGGAGAACCAGGAGAGGAUUGAGGACGACCAGGAGGACGAGAACAACAAUGACAUCGUCCCCCCCAACAUGACGCUCCGGGAGUCCAUGUGGCGGGCCUUCGAGAACCCCCACACCAGCACCAUGGCCCUGGUGUUCUACUACGUCACCGGCUUCUUCAUCGCCGUGUCGGUGAUGGCCAACGUGGUGGAGACGGUCCCCUGGGGCUCGGCGCCCAACCGCAAGGAGGUGUCGUGCGGCGAGCGCUACUCGCUGGCGUUCUUCUGCCUGGACACGGCGUGCGUGAUGAUCUUCACCGUGGAGUACCUGCUGCGGCUGAUGGCGGCGCCCAGCCGCUACCGCUUCGUCAAGAGCGUGAUGAGCGUCAUCGACGUGGUGGCCAUCAUGCCCUACUACAUCAGCCUGGUGAUGACCAACAACGAGGACGUGAGCGGCGCCUUCGUCACGCUGCGCGUCUUCCGCGUCUUCCGCAUCUUCAAGUUCUCCCGCCACUCGGCCGGCCUGCGCAUCCUGGGUUACACGCUGAAGAGCUGCGCCUCGGAGCUGGGCUUCCUGCUCUUCUCCCUCACCAUGGCCAUCAUCAUCUUCGCCACCGUCAUGUUCUACGCCGAGAAGGGCUCCACGGCCAGCAAGUUCACCAGCAUCCCAGCCGCCUUCUGGUACACCAUCGUCACCAUGACGACGCUGGGGUAG